GGCUAUCGCCAAUGACUUGGACAUUUGUCAAACUGCGACGAAGAACGAUUCCAGGCAGAAAAAAAGCGGUCUGCGUAGAAAAAGGUUUACAGGCAUCAUGAGCAACAGAUCCCCUUCUUUUCACGUAUGGUCCUUCCUGCUCGGGUGCAUUUGGUCUCUCGCGUUUGGUUCUGCCUUUCGUCUUGGCCUGUUUUCAUUUCGCAAGCAUUCUGUUUCCACCAGAGUCGAGUCUGGGACGACAUCGACGACGAUGUUCUCGCCCUCCGUGUUGUCCUUGUCGCGGCGUUCAAUCUCUUCUUCUUCCUCUUCGUCGUUGUCACCAUCGCCUUCCCCUGUGAUGAUGGAAGCCGUCCCCUCCGGACGAAAGCGCAGAAAAUUCCAACAGGUUCGCAAGAGAAUCUUUUCGCGAACGAGACGGGGCUAUCGAAACGAUGGCGAUGGCAUCGUUAUCCUUGUGGACGAGGAUGUGUCCAGCGAACCGGAGACUCCGAUGUCCACAGAGACUGUGGACGAGGAAAACAGUGACAAAGCCAUGCGAAAAGCGGAGAUCGGAGCUCGGAUUCGUGCCAUUCGGGAGGAAACCCAGGGACAACACCAACAGCUGACCAGGAAACGACCACGAUACACGCCGUAUUUGCCGUCAUUAGCGGGAAAGAAGAAACCAAAACCCCUUCAGGUCGAAACGGUGGAAGAACUCCGACACGCGAUACUAGAUCAACAGUUGAGACUCAGUGAUACAACCAUUGUCGAAGCCAAAUCCCAGAGCAACGUUGAUGCCGCUCAGACAACCGCAGGAAAAGGCGUGCCACCGGUCCUGGACCAUGCUGUUCGGGACCUUAUCAAGGAACGAUUCGUCAACGGGACUACCCCAGGACACCGUCUUCCAGAAGACAAGGCCACCCUGGCACUCGCUAUCGAGGGAGGCGGUAUGCGUGGUUGCGUUUCGGCCGGAAUGGUCGCUGCACUUACGGCACUGGGCUUGUCUGACACCGUCGACUCCAUUUAUGGAAGUUCCGCCGGAUCGGUGGUCGGCGCGUACAUGGUGAGCCGUCAGGUUUGCUUGGACGUGUACGUGGACAUUUUACCGGCCUCAAAAAAACUCUUUGUGUGCAAGAAACGCAUGGUCGCCAACUUGGCCUCGCUGGGGCUGACCCAGAUGCUUGGCAAAAGGAACUCCAGAAAGACUGGUAACGGGAAACAAAAGAUCGAUUUCAUCUCCUCCUCGACUCUGUCACCGCCGUCGCCGUUACCAAAAACGCUUCGGGAACGGCUGCUCCAGACGCAACCUGGCAUGAACAUUUCCUUUGUAUUGGACGGGAUCAUGGGCGACGACCACGGCCUGCGCCCGCUGGACGUGCAAGCCUUUCGCGAGAACAGCGAAAAACAAAAGCUGAGGGUGGUGUCUUCUUGCGUCGAUCCGGCGACGGGGAAGCUCUUGUCGAAAUGUUUUGGCAGCAAGGAGUUCUUUUGCAAGGACGAAAGCCUCACUAGUCCCGACCGCAAGCGCCAAGGACUAUUCGCCUGUCUCCAAGCCUCUAUGACGGUGCCGGUAAGUUUGAUUGAUUUCUUUCCUGUCAAUUUUGGCUGGAGUGUGAUGUAGUCUGGACUAUUGUAUGCUAUUGCUUCGAAUCGAUGAAAGGAUCAAUAAAGAUCAAAAGACGACGAGGCUCUUCGCAUGAAUCGUUGAAAAGGAUUUUCAAAUGACAUCCAUUGCACUCGCACUUCAUAUGCAAAUAACACUAACGAUGAUUUUUGGUAUGCUUUCGACUAAUAGGGUGCUACCGGUCCACCAAUAAACCUCGUUCGCAAGAACGAAGCGUCCGAAGAUCCCCUUCCAUGCUUUGAUGCCUUUUGUUUUGAACCGAUUCCCUAUCGGUCGGCCGUUGAAGAGGGAGCUACGCACGUAUUGGUGCUUACCACUCGACCCGAAGACUUCGUUCCGUUGACGCAGCCGACUGUAUACGAAUCUGGUGUUGCCCCCCUCUAUUUCCAUUCCCACGGCCAGAAAGGUGUAGCAGAAUUUUUCGAAAAGGGAGGCCAACAAUAUAUCUACGCCGAGGAC
Molecule: messenger RNA, 2062 nt
Organism: Pseudo-nitzschia multistriata
Lineage: Eukaryota; Bacillariophyta; Bacillariophyceae; Bacillariales; Bacillariaceae
Source: the annotation of a GenBank genome assembly